Messenger RNA from Neofelis nebulosa (Clouded leopard), 1219 nucleotides. RefSeq names its product IZUMO family member 3 (gene IZUMO3). The record is from RefSeq and is a predicted model, not a curated record. NCBI's taxonomy places the organism in Eukaryota, Metazoa, Chordata, Mammalia, Carnivora, Felidae. Bases 213 to 905 code for a protein of 230 amino acids. The transcript is spliced from 7 exons.
CCCAACUGGCAGUUCUCCCUCUCUGGCAUGAAGGAUAAAUGUCAGAAAACAACUGAAGAUCCUUAAGCAAAUGAGAUUGCCUAGAAGUGGGAUGGAAAUGGAGGGGAAGGUGGAAUCAGACUAUCCAGGACAAGGCUCUUAUUCCUGGAUUUUUGAAGAAAAGGGAACUAGGUGAACUAGUUGCCAGGACAACCAUCUGUUGGGGGAAGGAAAUGGGAGACCUGUGGUUGCUCCUACUCUUGCCCCUGUCCUUGGCAGCCUUCCAUGGGGUCAAAGCCUGCUUGGAAUGUGACCCCAAAUUCAAAGAGGAUAUUAGGUCCUUGAUAACAAAUCUGGUACCCUCAGAAGUCCCUGGUCGAACUCAUCUGCUUGAAUGGCAGAUUAAGGAGAUGAUCCAUUUAAGCUUCAAGGUCUCCCACGGGGACAAGAUGCUUCGGGUGUUGGCUGUUCAUAAGGCUGUCAAGUUGAGAAUAUGGCUGAAGAAUGAACUUUAUAAACUGGGCAAUGAAACAUGGAAAGGUGCCUUUAUCCUUCAAGGCAAGCUUCUCGAUGUCCGCCAAAACCUGGAAUCGAAACUGAAAGAGAUAUUAAAGAACUUCUCUGAAGUUGCUUGUUCUGAAGAUUGUGUUGUGACUGAAGGUCCUAUCUUGGAUUGUUGGACCUGUCUUCGCAUCACCACCCAAUGCUUCAGAGGAGAGUAUUGUGGAGAAGAGGAUUCAAGGACAGCUGAGAAUCGAGAGAUUGGACUAUUUCUGAUAUUGCUAACAGAAGUUGUGAUAUUGGGAAGUGCUUGGUUACUAUUCCAUAUCUGUGUGUCUCAUUGGAGGAAAAUGAAGGCAAUACGAAGGUCAUUGAAGAAAUAUUUGGAGAAGAAACUUGAAGAAUUAAUAGGGAUGACAGAUUAGAAAGAGAAGGAUGAUUCUGGAAUCAGAAAAUACAUAAACACAAUUCUGUUAAGGAGGUCUUUCACAAUUCUGUUAAGUGUUGACUCAGAAAAAUCAGAAUUAAGCUCUUUUGUGGUCAUAAAGUCAUAUUUUUUAAAACUGAAAUCGAACUUAAAGUUUCUCUAGUCAAGAUCCUUAUGGUAUCCUGAGGCAAUGGAAGCAAUGAGAGGGCAAAUGAUAUACCCAGAGUUGUACAGAAUGUAAUGCUGAUAUGUUGCAAUGUACAUAAAGAUGAUACACUGCAUUGAUAAUAAAUAAUGAUUGGUAACUCUCAA